Molecule: messenger RNA, 543 nt
Organism: Budorcas taxicolor (takin)
Lineage: Eukaryota; Metazoa; Chordata; Mammalia; Artiodactyla; Bovidae
Gene: RGS8
Product: regulator of G protein signaling 8
Exons: 5
Coding region: 1-543 (180 amino acids)
Source: RefSeq, a predicted model, not a curated record
AUGGCCGCUUUACUGAUGCCACGCAGGAAUAAAGGGAUGAGGACUCGACUGGGAUGCCUGUCUCACAAGUCUGACUCUUGUAGCGAUUUCACAGCCAUUCUUCCCGACAAACCCAACCGUGCUCUAAAGAGACUAUCCACAGAAGAAGCUACAAGGUGGGCGGAUUCCUUUGAUGUGCUUCUCUCCCAUAAGUAUGGAGUGGCUGCCUUCCGCGCCUUCCUGAAGACGGAGUUCAGUGAAGAGAACCUGGAGUUCUGGUUGGCCUGUGAGGAGUUCAAGAAGACCAGGUCCACUGCCAAACUGGUCUCCAAGGCCCAUAGAAUCUUUGAGGAGUUUGUGGAUGUUCAGGCUCCGCGGGAGGUAAACAUAGACUUCCAGACUCGAGAAGCCACGAGGAAGAACAUGCAAGAGCCAUCCCUGACUUGUUUUGACCAAGCCCAGGGCAAAGUACACAGUCUCAUGGAGAAAGACUCUUACCCCCGGUUCCUGAGGUCCAAAAUGUACUUAGAUUUGCUGUCCCAAAGCCAGAGGCGGCUCAGUUAG